Messenger RNA from Prunus armeniaca (apricot), 2670 nucleotides. The record is from the annotation of a GenBank genome assembly. NCBI's taxonomy places the organism in Eukaryota, Viridiplantae, Streptophyta, Magnoliopsida, Rosales, Rosaceae.
AUGUUCAUCUAUGGUGGUGCUAGUGUUGGUGGUUUCAAGUGGGCGUCUUCCCAAACGGCUCUUUCCCACUGGAACUCCUGGUCAUCACCUUCUGAUGAAUCUGAUGACAAUUAUGUUACUGUUUGCACCACAAACACCAACUCCAAUAACUCCGAUGCAACCCAUUUCUUCUCUCAAUUAGAUACCUUUGGGGUUGUUAGCAACCUCAACAGUCUAAGAAACGAACCCAAUUUGGCAUUUUCCUUCUUCCACCAGUUGAAGGGAGAUGGCUUCCAACACGAUGUCUUCACCUAUUCCGCGCUUAUUAGAAUUUUAUGCUCGUGGGGUUUGUAUAGGAAGCUGGAUAUUCUCUUCUUGGACCUUAUUAAGAGCUCUAAAGACCUUGGAUUUCAGUUUUCGGAUUUGUUGGAAACCAUUGCGGAGGGAAUUGAGGCUUCCCCGUCGAUGGUUCGAGCUUAUGAUGCAUUGCUUAAGUCUUUUGUCAGUUUGAACAUGUUUGAUGAGGCUAUCGAUGUUUUGUUUCAAACAAAAAGGCGUGGGUUUGUGCCGCAUGUCUUUACUAGUAAUUUUUUAAUGAACCGCUUGAUUGAGCAUGGUAAAGUGGAUAUGGCUGUGGCUAUAUACAAGCAGUUGAAACGGAUUGGUUUGAGCCCUAAUGAUUACACCUACGCAAUUGUCAUCAAGGGACUUUGCAAGAAAGGUAGCCUGGAAGAGGCUGUGGACGUGUUUCAGGAGAUGGAGAAAGCUGGGGUAACCCCUAGCGCCUUUGCCUACACAGCAUAUAUUGAAGGACUUUGCACCAAUUGUAAGUCGGAUUUAGGAUAUCAAGUGCUCCAAGCAUGCAAUGGGGCAAAUGUCCAUAUUGAUGUCUAUGCUUACAACACUGUCAUUCGUGGGUUCUGUGAUGAGAUGAAAUUUGAUGAAGCUGAAAGCAUCUUUCUUGAUAUGGAAAAGCGAGGGGUGGUCCCUGAUUCUUAUACAUAUGGUGCAAUAAUCUGUGGAUACUGCAAGAAUCGUUUUUUGUUAAAAGCUUUGACACUCCAUAAUGACAUGGUGUCGAAGGGUAUAAAAACAAAUUGUGUGAUUGUUAGCUUUAUUCUUCAGUGCAUGUGUAAGAUGGGCAUGCCUUCUGAAGCUGUGGAUUAUUUCUUAGAAUAUAAGAGCUUGGGGAUCUAUCUUGAUGAGGUUUCCUACAAUAUCGCUGUGGAUGCUUUGUGCAAGCUGGGGAAAGUGGACCAAGCCUUAGAAUUGCUUGAAGAGAUGAAGUGUAAGCAUAUGAUCUUAGAUAUUAUGCACUACACCACAUUGAUUAAAGGCUACUGUCUUCAGGGGAAUGUUGUUAAUGCUGUAAAUCUUUUGGAGGAAAUGAAGGAAAAAGGUCUAAAGCCAGACAUUACUACUUACAAUGUACUUGCUGCUGGGUUUUGUAGAAAUGGCUUGGGAGCUGAAGCACUUGACCUUUUGGAUUAUAUGGAGUCACAGGGUUUUAAACCAGACUCUGUUACACACAACAUGAUAAUUGAAAAUUUAUGUAUAGGAGGAAAAGUCAAACAAGCUGAAGCAUUUAUAAAGAGUUUGGAAUAUAAGAGUGUUGAUACCUAUUCUGCCAUGAUCAGUGGGUACUGUGAAGCCAAGGAUACAAGAAAAGCCUAUGAACUUCUUAUUAGGUUGGCAAAGGGAGGAACUUUAGUUAAAAAAGGUGUUUGCUUUAAAGUACUCAGUAACCUUUGUGUUGAAGGUGAUAAUGACAGAGCUAUUUUAUUGCUCGAGUCAAUGUUGGCCUUAAAUGUGGAACCUAGAAAAACUAUGUACAACAAAGUCAUAGCUUCUCUGUGCAAAGCUGGAGAGGUGAAAAAGGCCCAUUGGUUUUUUGAUACUUUAGUUGAGAGAGGAUUCACUCCUGAUGUCAUUAACUACACAAUGUUGAUAAAUAGCUACUGCAGGGUGAAUUGUUUGCGGGAAGCCCAUGAUCUCUUCUAUGAUAUGAAAAGGAAAGGGAUUCAACCUGAUAUCAUCACUUACACAGUCUUGCUUGAUAGUUAUUCAAAAAGAAACCUAAGAAGGGUUCACUCCCCUCUAGGCGCAAGUGGAGAUAAGAAGGAAAGGAUGAAUGCUUUCACUCUUUGGACUGAGAUGAAGGAAAUGGAAAUAAGACCUGAUGUAAUUUGUUAUACUGUUUUGAUAGACAGACAGUGUAAAACAGACAACCUUCAGGAUGCUAUUGCACUCUUUGAUGAAAUGACUAACAGAGGAUUAGAACCUGAUACAGUGACAUACACAGCUCUUCUGUCUGGCUGUUGUAAUAGGGGAGAUGUGGAUAAGGCUGUAACCCUUGUUAAUGAGAUGUCUUCUAAGGGAAUACAGCCAGAUACCCAUACACUCUUGUGCCUGGAUAGAUGCAUGAGCUGUGAAUCUAUGAAGCCCCUAAUGAUAACAAUUAUUCCACAGCUGGAGACAGGGAUAUGCAUACAUCGAGCCCUCGCCAAACCCCACACUGUCAGCUGCCUUGAGCACUGGGCCACUCGCCCCACCCCAAACUGGAUAGCCCCAUUGGCAGGAGCCUUGUACACUGGGCCACCUUGCCUGCCCCUAGCUGGAGGAGAAGAAAGCUUUGUUGGCAGGUCACCUGGAAGUGAAUCAUGCGUAGGGGAAGGGGAAAGUGAGAAUUGA